UUUUUUUUUGGAGGGGGGGUAAGAAAGAUCAUAUUUCAUCUCCAGCUCCCAUCCCUUCGGACUACUAUUGGCCGCCAGUUCCGAUUCCGACAGGCAUGCCGGGCGACGCCUAACAUGGAAGGUAUGACUCUACUUUAGGCAGAGUCAUACACAUAUAAGUUUACGUCGUACAUUGAGGUGUUUGUCAGUGUCAUCCAUCUCGUUUCUUGUUUCUCGUCUCGAUCCGACACAACUCUUUCAUCGUCAACAUCCCCACAACCACCAAUAUGCCAGACCCUAACCUCACAGUCUCCCUCCUUAAACCAGAGGAAGCGGAACAAUACAUGCGCAUACGUCACGAAGUAUUCCGUCCUACCGUCAAUAAGAUCCUCUACGCGCGAGGCGAGCCAUCUGAGAAAACCCUCGAUCAAGUAAGAGAAGACAUCCGCGAUGGCAUCACCAACAAAGGCAUACUCUACCUCAAGUGCGUUGACACCUCGACCGGCGAGAUGAUUGCAGGGGCACGCUGGCGCUACGUCAAGCCCAAUGACCCUAACGCAAAAGAACGAACCUGGGAAGAAGUCGACGCGGACCUCACGAUCCCACCACCAUACGAAGAAAGUGAUCCGGAUAUGUUCGCGGAACUCUUCAAGUUGUUCAACGCAAACAAGCGAGAGAUUCUGGGUAGGAGGCCAUACUAUGUGUUGGAUACACUGGUUACGCUGCAGGCACAUGAGAGAAGAGGAGCGGGAAGCAUGCUGGUGCGAUGGGGUUGCGAGAAGGCGGAUGAAGUUGGUGUUGAGGCGUUCCUUGAAGCGAGUCCCAUGGGUGCGCCGAUGUAUGCGAGGCAUGGUUUUCAGGCUGUGAAGACAGUGGAAUUGGACUUGAGACGAUGGAGUGGGGAGGACAAGAUGGACUUCAUUCUCAUGUUGCGACCUGCAAAGCAGCAAUAAAGAUGUUGUGGAUCAUACUGGUUGAGAGUAUCUUACUGCUUGGUAUGAAAAGGGUGCAGACCGUGGAUAGAACACAUUGUGACUAUUCGUUGCCAAUUUCACCCAUUUCACUAACGGGCCAUCUGUUAGUACACUGCACGUGAACGCCACUAUAACACGAAACCUUCGAUAUAGCUACUAGCACCAGACUACAACCUCCCAAACUACUCCACAACUCACUAUUCCUCAGCAUCACCUAAGUCGCAAUGGCAUCAAUCCAGCCAAUCUACACCAUCACAGCCUCACUAAAAACCUACAAAACAGAAGACGUCGAGUCGCCCGACCUGGAAGAUGAAUGCUACGUAUGCAUGCGUCCAUUCGAUCACGUCGACAACGAAGACGACCCAAACGAACUUCCAUGCAAAGCAGUG
Molecule: messenger RNA, 1342 nt
Organism: Alternaria rosae
Lineage: Eukaryota; Fungi; Ascomycota; Dothideomycetes; Pleosporales; Pleosporaceae
Exons: 2
Coding region: 267-932 (221 amino acids)
Molecular function (GO): acyltransferase activity, transferring groups other than amino-acyl groups
Source: RefSeq, a predicted model, not a curated record